Molecule: messenger RNA, 3068 nt
Organism: Scleropages formosus (Asian bonytongue)
Lineage: Eukaryota; Metazoa; Chordata; Actinopteri; Osteoglossiformes; Osteoglossidae
Product: von Willebrand factor A domain-containing protein 5A-like
Exons: 22
Coding region: 449-2839 (796 amino acids)
Source: RefSeq, a predicted model, not a curated record
UUGAUGCAUUAGCUGACGAGACCAAGACGAAAGCAAAGGCUGCUCUUACACUGAUAAUCACAUAUUUGCCACUUCCUGAGCUCUGUUCCCUGACCGUGUAAGAAAACCUGCGCUUUCAAGAUGUUUGAAAGCAAAGCCAAGGCACGAGGUGGGACCUUUAAAUGCAAAUCUGAGCGCUGAACGGACACGUUGAACAGCCAACGCGUGACUCGGUUCGCUUCCGUUGCCGCCCAGACAUGUCAGAGCCUGGAGAGGACCGAGUAACAAAAACAUAAAACACACCUCCGCUCACUUAGCUCGUCUUUCAACUUGAUACCGAUCGUUUUUGGUGCUGUUUUAACUCUGCACACCCGAGUUCAGGCGGUAGAAACGAAACUGCUCCGGCUGAAUACUGACGGGAACGAAUUGGAGGAACUACAGAAAUUCCGCUAACAGCCAGGCAGACAGAAUGGCAACCACCUGUGGAUUGAGAACUCUGAAGAAUGAGCCAGUCCCCCUGAAAUCUGUGUCAGUGGAGGUGGGCGUCCAGGGUCACGUAGCAUCGGUCAACUCCACCCUUCAGUAUGAGAACCAGGAGUCCAAUCCCGUGGAGGCCAUCUUCAUCUUCCCCAUGGACAGCAAUGCUGCCGUUUACCGGUUCCUGGCCCGUAUCGGGGACGUCGAGAUCGAGGCCCAAGUCAGAGAGAAGGAGAAGGCAAAGGAAGAGUAUGACGAUGCCAUAAGCUCUGGGCAGGAGGCCUUCCUGCUGGAGGAGAGCGACGAGAGCUCUGACGUGUUUCGACUGAGUGUGGGGAGUCUUCCUCCUGGACAGACUGCCUCUGUUACCGUGGGAUAUGUCAGUGAACUGGCUGUACAGGCUGACCACGCCCUGAGGUUCUGUUUGCCUGCUGUGCUCAAUCCUCGCUACACCCCUGCAGGCAGUAAGAGCUUAACGGCAGAAGUGCCGGGUGCCCAGGCUGGUGAUGUGCCGUAUACUCUGUCCCUCACCAUGGACAUCUACUCUCCCAGUUCCAUCCAGAGUGUGGAGUCUAACUGCCCCCUCACCCCACUGGAGUUUUUCUCUCAGGACAAAACUCAGGCCAAAGUGAGUCUGAGCCCAGGUCAUCAGUUUGAUCGUGAUGUUGAGCUCCUGCUCUACUACAGUGAGCCUCACCAGCCCAUGGCCAUAUUGGAGGCAGGUCAGCCGGGUGUUCAGUCAGGGUCAUUAAUGGGUGAUACUGUAGCCAUGCUAAGUUUCUACCCAGAAAUCCAUGUUGAAAAAUCAUCUCCAAUGAUGUCCAGUGGGGAGUUUAUAUUCUUGGUGGAUCGUUCGGGAAGUAUGGGCUGUCCGCUAAACCGCAGCAAUGACAACGAGAGCCGCAUCAGCAGUGCCAGGGACACUCUGCUGUUAUUGUUGAAGAGUCUUCCUUUGGGUUGUUACUUCAACAUCUAUGGUUUUGGGUCACAUCAUGAGUCUUUCUUCCCUGAGAGUGUGGAAUAUACUCAGACCACCAUGGAAACUGCUCUAAAUAAGGCAAAGUCAAUGCAGGCUGACUUUGGAGGAACAGAAAUCUUUCAACCCCUCCAGAAUAUUUACAGCAAGCCCUGCCUUCCCUCACAUCCACGACAGCUUUUUGUGUUUACAGAUGGGGAAGUAGGAAAUACCAAAGCUGUUGUUGACCUGGUUAAGAGACAUGCUCACUCUCACAGGUGCUUCACCUUUGGCAUUGGGGAGGGGGCCAGCAGUGCACUGGUGAAUGGCAUGGCUGAGGGAGGCUCUGGACACCCACAGUUCAUCACUGGAUCGGAGAGAAUGCAGCCCAAGGUUAUGCAGUCUCUUCAGUUUGCCUUGCAUCCUGUGGCAAAAGACAUUGCAAUAAAGUGGAAUGUUGCAGCUGGGAUGACUGUAAAUCCACUUUCACCUCCUGUUAACAUGCUCUUCAACCUUCAGAGAGUCAUACAAUACUUCCAGCUAACAGAACAGAAUGCUAGUAAUAUCUCAGGCUCAGUGAGUCUCCAUUACACUGUGGAAGAUAAAGCUUUGGAGAACAAACUCGGCUUUAGUAUGAAGCCUAAGACUGAUGGCAGCAUGCUGCUGCACAGACUGGGGGCCCGAAAAGCCAUUGUGGACCUGGAAGGGAAGGUGAGAGAGGGAGAUGACAAGAGUGCGAAAGAGAGAGCAGUAGAGCUGAGCAUCCAGUCAGGAGUGAGCUCCUCCUACACUGCGUUCAUUGGAGUCAACAGGGAGAACAAGGAGCCGGUCCAGGGGCCCCUACUGCGCAGAAACAUACCUGUUUGUCAGCCUAUGAUGCUCAAGAGGUGUAAAGUUCAACGUGGGAUGUUAUGUUCGGCUGUGCUUUUCGAUAAAAAGUGCAGGAAACCUGCGCCUCAAGCCUUGAGAUGCAUGAACUCUCCAAGGCCUCCAUUCAUGCAACAGGAAGAUUUCGGUAGAGUCGAGUAUCAGUCUGCAAGAUCCGUAGGCUUUAAAGAAUUUGCUGCAACUUCUGCUGCAAUUGGAAUACCAGAAGCACCAAAGAUAAAAAGGGAGGAUCCCAUGUUGGAGCUGAUUGGUCUGCAGAAGGCUGAUGGGUCCUGGGACCUCCACAAAUCCCUGACUUCCAUCCUAGGGAAGAAGGAAGAGGAAGUGACCAAAGCAUCACCUGGAAAGCCUGAGUUUUCUUCAGUCUGGGCCACAGUGUUGGCAGUUCUAUGGCUACAUGGACAUAAGGCUGAAUCCAGGGAUGAGUGGCAGUUUGUGGCUACAAAAGCAAUGACCUGGGUCAGAGCUCAGUCAGGGUUUGAUUUGACAGAGUUUUUAGCAGCUGGGAAUUCCUUCCUGGGUCUCCAGGUGAAGCUGUAGAGCUUUGGCAUGCAAGAGUGAUCAACUCCUUAAGUGCUCUCAAUAAUGUCCAGACACUGAAAAAGAAUGAAUAUUUUCAUAUAUUGAAAUACCCAUUUAUCUAUACCUUUGACUUUAAGAUGAUUCUUUAACUUUACAUAUGGAUAAUUAUUGCAUGUCUAAUAUCACAUUUAAUUUUACUUUUACAUUUAUUCAUUAGCUGAUGCUUUUCUCCAAAUUUACAAUGUUA